This is a messenger RNA of Penaeus indicus, 3533 nucleotides long. It is a transcript of the gene Tmem18, whose product is annotated as transmembrane protein 18-like. Lineage: Eukaryota; Metazoa; Arthropoda; Malacostraca; Decapoda; Penaeidae. The transcript is spliced from 3 exons. The record is from RefSeq and is a predicted model, not a curated record. Bases 60 to 569 code for a protein of 169 amino acids.
CACCCCCGCGGGACCAGCAGGGAUGUUGUUGUCGUCGGAGUCGCUCUCCUGCCGACGUCAUGGACCCUCUCGACUUGGGACCUGAGUUUAUAAGAACGGAUCAAGUCACCGAUCUCUGGUCAUUCUUACAGACGAUUGACUGGAGUGAAGGAUGGCUAAUGGGUUUAGUAGUAUUCCACAUCUUCCUCACAACAUUCACAGUUAUGACUCGAAAUCACCACACAACCCAAGCUGUCCUCUUUUUCCUUUUGCUACUCACUGUGCGUUCCUCAGAGACCAUUAACCAAUAUGCGGCAAAAAAUUGGCAGUCUUUCAGCCGUCAGCAGUACUUUGACUCUCAAGGCCUAUUCAUCAGUGUUGUCUUCUCCAUGCCUGUUCUCUUUAAUUGCAUGAUGAUGGUGAUAAACUGGUUAUGGUUAAGCAGCAACAUGAUGGUUACCUAUAAGAGAGUGGAACUAGAGGCAAAACUUCGCAAUGACUCACGAAGGCGAAGCGAAUCACAAAGAAGUGAAUCAAACAGAGGUGAGGCGGCUUCUGAACAAGCAGACGAAAGCAAGAAGAGCAAAUGAGGACUAGUAUAUGGUUUAUUAUGAGGAUGUGGUUAGUUUUGAGAGUGGUUGGAUAUAUAGCUACAAGUGUGCAGGUCAGCAGUCACAAUUUAUUUCCAUGGAUCUUAAGGUUUGGCUUAAAUUACAUAGAAACAAAACUUCUGUGAAAUAUAUUCUGCAUAAUAUAUAGAUUAUUAGCUUAAAUCAUAUAUAAACAUUAUUAUGCAUAUGAUAAAGGGUGUAAUACUUACAAAUGCUAUACAUAUUUCAUUUUGAUUUCAAAUUGUUUAUAUUAUGGAAAUAUAGGAUGUGCAGUGAAUCAUAGCUUAAGAGUUGGUCUAAGAGAGAGUAUUCUGAAAUGAACGCUUUGUACACCUUGUCAUUUGUGUUACACUAGUAGAAAAAAAUAAUAAUAUGAUGUAUUAGCUAUAUUUAACUCUCUCUCUCUCUCUCUCUCUCUCUCUCUCUCUCUCUCUCUCUCUCUCUCUCUCUCUCUCUCUCUCUCUCUCUCUCUCUCUCUCUCUCUCUCUUUCUCUUUCUCUUUCUCUCCUUCUCUCUUUCUCUCACUCUUUCUUUUUUUUUUAAAGAAAUAUGAACUGAAAGAUAAAGUACCCAACUGCUAUAUGCUAUUGAUGAGUGAUUUAUUGAUAAGUAGUUUAUUAUGACGGUUUUCUUUCACAUGUGUGACACGUUUGAUUUACACGGUUUUAUUUUGGGGCUUAAACUUUCUACUCUGUACUUAAUUAUGCAUUUGUGUAAACUGUAGGAUCCACACCUUUCUUUGUGAAGAGAUGAUUUGAGUUUAGAUCAUUUUAUGUAUACUUUUUAAUGUUUCAUUAAUUACUAAUGAGGCUGCUUAAACUUGUAAGGAAUAUUUGUAUAUCAUAAGCAAGUAAUCAGAGGACCCUAAGGUUACCAGAGUUCAUAUUUCAAGGGACAGUAGAUCUAGUCAUUAUUAACUUUUGGAAGUAUUUUGAUUUUGUAUAUAAACUGUAAGGGGAAAAGGAGGCAAUCACAUUUCCUUACAGUGAUUAUUUGUAUUGCCAUGCACAUGUUCUUAAAGAUAAUGAAAUGCAAAAUUACUUGUGCCAUAGAUCAGUUUGGGAAUAGGAGGUUUUUCUUAUUGCCAGUUUGGAAAAUUUGUGGGUUCUGUUUGUCCUAUUCAGUGUGAUAUAAAGAAAACUAGUGUGAUACAUUUUCAUUGUCUUAAAGUGUUGGUAUUUUCCACAAAACAAACAUACAUCUACAUAUGCACAUACACAUUUACACUUCCAUUUUAUCUCCCCCUCCAUCACUUUCCAUGUCUUAAGUGAUGGCAUGGCCUGCACUAGGCACAUCCUGAUAUAUGUUUUUCUCUGCUUUAUUAUCCAUUAUUUCAUUUCAUAUGCAUGUGCAAGUGUUUAAGUAUUCUGUAUAGUAAUUUUCAUGCUGUAUUUGUAAUCAUAUUUAGGUUGGGUGUGCUUUUGUCAUCCUCAUCUAAAAGAGAAUAUAUGAUACAACUGUGAUAUCAAUAAAUGUAUGUUUCAUAAGCAUUCCUUUCCAUGCAGGAUUGAGCUUGGUGUAUAAAUCAGCCCAUUUUCGGUUACUAAUCCUUUCAGGUUCUUAACAUGUGGAUAGUAUAUAAAAAUCUUUUGAAGAAGCACUUUAAUUGUUUUUUCUGUAUUUGUGUUUUAACAAAAACACAAAAUCAGAAAUGGAAUUAAUUGUUUUUAAUAAUGGGUUCAAAUUAUUUGGUAUAAACCAAACCAUUUAAUAACUGUGCGUUUAAUGGUGUUUAGAUUACUUGGUGGCUGUUUUGGAUUUUGAGUAUAUAUCAUUUAAUCACUUGUUUUCAUAUAUAUUCUUAUUGUUCUGGAUUUUUGCAUAAAAAAGGAUAGAUCUUUAAUUAAGUUCUUAUUGAUAUGGUGGUGUUUGAAUAUUUUUUUUUUUACUUUAUAUGUUUGUAAGGAAGCAGCAGUGUAUGUUCUGUCUUAAUUUCUAUUUUUAGAUAGCUUAUAUAUGUUGCUUUUUUCUGGCCGAGUAAACAUACUUUACCAACUCUGUGACUAAAUCAUAGAUAAGUAAUCAUCUGCAGCUAUUCUGUGUUUGUAUUUCAUGCUUAUCUGUAUUUACAAGGCUGGGAUGGGAUUCUUUCUCAAAAAAUUUAAACAUUCCACCCUUUAAAGUCUUCCAUUUUCAAGUAGGUGCUGCUGAUAUUAGGCAAGUCAAACUUGUAACUGUGUAGCACAUAUCAUGCCAUUUUGAUAGGUGUGAGCUUAGUUUGCAGUCAUUAAUGUAACUGAUUUCACUCCUAUCUGGACAUUACAUAACUUUACUAUCAGAGGUAAGGAAUCAAUGACACUAAUUACUAAGAUGCUGAUUUAGUAAUUCAGAAUUCAGAAUUUCUGUUCGACAAAAACUGACACAAACUUACUCUCAAAGGAAAAGUUUUUCCCCUUCCAUAUUCAUUGUUAAUGUAAAAACACUAAAAGAACUGAAUACUUAUAGCAGUUCUUCAUAUAUUAUCACUAUAUCUUAUUACAAAGAUUUUUGUAGACACCCUGGAAUUACAAGACACACCUUUCAUCUAAGCUUUCUCUGGACUGUUGAUUCAGCUUAUAAAGAGAGAAAAAAAAAUGAAGUACUUAUUGCUGCACAAGCCAGGAUUCAAAAAAUGCACACAAUAACCAUAAAAGAACAUCCAUACAGCAAAUGGUCCUACAAGAGAUCUCAGGGCCUGUCUGGAGGUUUUCAUGAAAGUUGCAUAUCAUGGACAUUUUGAUAUAAAUGGAGAAGAAUAAGUAAAAUUCCAUUAUAUUUUAUAAAUGAAUGGAUAUCUCAAAGUGUAUCGUUCAGCAUCACUAAAGACCUAUAAGAGAUACAAGUGAGUUUGAAUGUUUGGCAUAUCUUUUUUCUGAACCAUCUGUGCCUUACAGGUGAAAGAGGUGUUAAAUUGCAUUGAAGAAAAUGAAAACAUUUUGAUGGAUAUUUGGGAUUAUAGUGUGU